AUGCUCGUGGAAAACUUCUUGCGAUCAAAGGAGUAUUGGGGUCUGGUGGAGAAUAGGAUCCCUGCAACAGCAGGAGAAGCAGAUCUCACAGAAGGACAGAGGAAAACCGUUAAAGAUCAAAAGCUGAAGGAUCUGAAAGCCAAGAACUAUCUGUUUCAAGCAAUUGACCGUUCAAUCUUAGAGACAAUUAUGAACAAAGACACAUAA
Molecule: messenger RNA, 207 nt
Organism: Prunus armeniaca (apricot)
Lineage: Eukaryota; Viridiplantae; Streptophyta; Magnoliopsida; Rosales; Rosaceae
Source: the annotation of a GenBank genome assembly